This is a messenger RNA of Zychaea mexicana, 1377 nucleotides long. RefSeq names its product homoserine O-acetyltransferase. The coding region runs from base 1 to 1377 and encodes 458 amino acids. Gene Ontology annotation, molecular function: L-serine O-acetyltransferase activity; homoserine O-acetyltransferase activity. The transcript is spliced from 2 exons. The record is from RefSeq and is a predicted model, not a curated record. Lineage: Eukaryota; Fungi; Mucoromycota; Mucoromycetes; Mucorales; Lichtheimiaceae. Gene Ontology annotation, biological process: L-homoserine metabolic process.
AUGUCAUUCCCUUGUGUCGACAAGCUUGCCUCACGCACGAUUGAACUUGACGAUAACGGCCCCGAGCCUAGCUACGAUCGCGUCGUUACCGGCUAUGAAACCUUUGAAUACCCCAAGCCAUUCCUCCUCGAUCACGGUGGCAUUUUACCCAAGUUUGACAUUGCCUAUGAAUCGUGGGGCGAGUUGAAUGCCAAGCGAGACAAUGCCAUUUUGAUUCACACUGGCCUGUCUGCUUCUUCCCACGCCAAGUCGCACGCCAAAAAUACAAAGCCGGGUUGGUGGGAGGAGUUUAUCGGUCCAGGACGCUACUUGGAUACCAACAAGUUUUAUGUGAUUUGUACCAACGUGAUUGGCGGUUGCUAUGGAUCGACGGGCCCAUCAUCCAUCGAUCCAGCUGAUGGGGAGCGCUAUGCUACCCGAUUUCCGAUUAUCACGGUGUUUGAUAUGGUGCGUGCACAGUUCUUAUUGUUAGACCAUAUGGGCAUUGACAAGCUCCAUGCAAGUGUUGGAAGCAGCAUGGGCGGUAUGCAGUCGAUUGCUGCAGCCUCGCUGUUCCCAGAUCGCGUCAAGCGUUUGAUCAGUAUUUCAGCAUGCGCGCGGUCACAUCCUUAUUCGAUUGCUUUACGACAUACUCAACGUCAAGUACUGAUGGCUGAUCCUAACUGGAACAAGGGCUUUUAUUAUAACGGAGUGCCCCCACAUGUGGGCAUGAAACUGUCACGAGAAAUUGCUACGAUCAGCUACCGAUCAGGCCCUGAAUGGGAACUCCGGUUUGGUCGUAAACGCGCACAAGAAAGCCAAACUCCAGCACUGUGCCCCGACUUUUUGAUCGAGACGUAUCUGGAUCAUCAAGGCGAACGCUUCUGCCUGCAAUACGACGCCAAUUCCUUGCUUUACAUUUCCAAGGCCAUGGAUAUCUUUGACAUGUCCAAGUCAUCCAUAGACGCAUUGAAGGACAAUCGACGAAGGAACGGACACAAGAUCGAAAAGCUUCUGCACGAGAAACAAACAUUUGCCCAAGUUGUGGGCGAUCAGUCUGCUCUCGAGAUGCAUGAUGCUGGUGCUGCACCAAGUGCUACGACGGCCGCUGAAAAGAAGCGACCUACACUGACGACUUUGACGGAAACGGAUCCGGCUGUCCAGGACUUGAUUGACGGCAUGAGAAACAUCACAAUGCCUACCCUGAUUCUUGGUGCCCAGUCUGAUAUCCUGUUCCCCGUGUGGCAGCAAAAGGAGAUUGCCGAAUGCCUCAGGGCAGGAGGCAACAAGCGUGUCACAUACUAUGAGCUAGAUGCCAUGUUUGGUCAUGAUACGUUUUUGAUUGAUCGCGUCAGUGUUGGUGGUGCAAUCAAGGGUCAUUUGGAGUUACUAGACUGA